GAUAGCAACCACUCCCGACACUUUCCGUAAGUCGAUAAACUGCUAUUUAAACGAAUAAUUUUAAUACAUUUUUCGAUUACUUUACAAAUCAUUAAAGGUUGGCGGUGUGGCCGGAUUUCAAUAUGUUAGGUCUGCUUUGUUGUGAACAGUUUAAGUGACAGUAUUUUUGUUACACCGUGUUUUGUUAGAGAGUAUUUUAGAGUUUUCUAUCAGGCAGAAUUUGAUCGAGAUUAUUUUCCUGGAUUGUGACGAUGUAUUGUAUUACACCUCGCGGUCGCCGGUCGAUGUUUUUAUGUUUUGCUCUCAUGGCUAUCAAUUUUAUGUUGUCUACAAUCGUCAUCAAUGUGUUCACUUCAGGUAUGAAGGAAAAACUAGCGAUUGAGCUGAUAUACUCAAGUAAAUCACACAUCAAGAACUUGGACCUGAAGUCAAAAAGAGAAUUUGGCAAUAUUGGGAAGGAACUAAAACAGCAGAGUGUAACACAUCAGUGCACUAAUUUAGAUAACCAAACUGGUAUAUUGAAGAGAGGAGACCAAGGCCAAUUUCUAACAGAGUUCGAGUGGGUUGACUGGAAUGACUACAAACAGAUGGAGGAAGACGCCAACAGGACUGGCUUAGGCGAACAUGGAGAAGCUGUACGUUUGAAAAAGAUAAAAAAAUUGGACGCUAAUGACAGAAUUUUAACCGCUAAAUAUAAAUACAAUGUUGUAUUGAGUGAUAUGAUCUCACUGGAGAGGUCUAUAGGAGACCUCAGGACAGCAGCUUGCAAGAAACAAAAGUUUAUCAAAAACAUUCCACGCAACUCUGUCAGCAUUAUCUCUGUGUUCUAUAACGAAAGGUUAUCGACCCUACUUCGAACACUACACAGUAUCUUUAAAAGGUCUCCUGCUUCAUUACUGAGAGAGGUCGUUCUUGUGGAUGACGCUAGCAGUGACGAAGAACUCAAGAAACCACUUGAUGACUACGUCAGCACACAUUUCCCAAAGGUGAAGGUCGUUAGAAAUCAACAGAGAUCUGGUUUGAUACAAAGCCGGAUGAUCGGAGCAGACGCCUCAACGGGCAGGUAUCUCGUGUUCUUGGACUCUCACAUGGAGGUCAACUACAACUACCUGCCUCCUCUGAUAGAGCCAAUGGUUUUCAACUUUAGAGCCAUCGUCUGUCCCAUGGUGGACUUUAUCAACCCCGACACAAUGAAAGUGGACGGAUUGACCAACAGAGUCCGCAGUGGUUUCGACUGGAGUAUGACAUAUAAAAGAAUUCCAAUGAAAAAUAUCGAUGACAUCACGCCUCAUCCUAGUCCUACAAUGGUGGGAUGCGCAUUCGCCAUCUCGCGCAAGUGGUGGGAGGAGCUAGGGAAAUACGACCCCGGGCUGCAGAUUUGGGGCGCGGAGCAGUACGAGAUCUCGUUUAAGUCCUGGAUGUGUGGCGGAAGUGUGGUGGAUGCGCCGUGCUCGCGAAUCGCGCAUCUCUUCCGGCCACUUCCUUACGUUCGCGAUGUUGUUGCUGAAGACAUCAUUGAAAGAAACUUGCUACGUCUGGCGUCUGUCUGGAUGGACGACUACAAAAAUGUAGUCAUGACUCUUAGACCAAAGAUGAAGAACAUUGACCCAGGAAACCUAACGAGUCAAUUUGAAAUUCGCGAAAAGUUAAAGUGUAAAUCUUUUCAGUGGUUUCUAGAAGAAGUGGCACCAGACAUCCUUCAAUACUACCCUGUUGUCACUCCAGCUUCUGUAGCUUACGGGAAAAUCCGAAACACCAAAAACAACACAUUAUGUAUAACAACUAAAUAUCGUUUAAAGUUAGCCGACUGUUCUGACCAAUCGGCGACUACGUUUACUUUUGACUGGAGGUUCCACAUUGAGAGCGGUAAAUGUUUAUAUAACGCCAUGGGCGAGUUUGUUUCCAUGUUUGAGUGUUUGGACUUUGAAGACAAACCUACUCAACGUUUCGCUUUUAAUCGUCACAAUGGACGCAUUGCCAAUUUCCAGACUCGAUUAUGUUUAGACUUUGAUAUCGAUACUCUUAAGUUGAAGAUGAAAAAAUGUGACGAUACUUCACUAACCCAAAACUGGACUUUAGAAAAUGUCAACACUACCCUUGCUGACCAACUAUGGUCGAAUUACGAAGCUGUCAGUUAUCAUUAUAUCUUGGAGUAGAAAACCAAUUUCUAAAUUCUCAAAGUAUCGACUAAUUAAAAUGAAACU
Physella acuta is the source of this 2204-nucleotide messenger RNA. Its product is annotated as polypeptide N-acetylgalactosaminyltransferase-like 6. Gene Ontology annotation, biological process: protein O-linked glycosylation. Lineage: Eukaryota; Metazoa; Mollusca; Gastropoda; Physidae. The record is from RefSeq and is a predicted model, not a curated record. Gene Ontology annotation, molecular function: polypeptide N-acetylgalactosaminyltransferase activity. Gene Ontology annotation, cellular component: Golgi apparatus.